UUGAGCUACUGACGCCGUUUAAAAGAAAACACUGUUACACACGUAUGUCAUGUUCAAGUCCCCAUCCCGACCACGCCCAUCCCCCACUCCGGCCAUGUGGCAAGUGUGUGUGCCGGAGUCCCCAUGGUGUCCAGCCCCUCCCCUCACGUAAGCUGUGAACUCUGCGUCAGAUCUUCACUGCAUGGACGAGAGCAGGCUGGAGUCAUGGAUCAGGGAGAGAUGGAAGAAGAUUUGACAACCAUUCGUGGUCACUGUGACAGCCCUUUAAAUUCUUCAGCUGAUCGAGGGAUGAAUCCAUCUGGACACCAGAAUGAGGAAAUGGACCAGAGCUCUUCUGACUCUACAGUGAUCCUUGAACUAAGUUCCGUCCCUGAAAAGAAGGACAUAAGUGUUCCUGAACUCAAGAGAGCAGAAAGUGUAUUUGUAACUUUACUCAUGUUGUGGAAGCUGUGAAGAAAGUGGCUGAAUUUGAUGAGGAGAAGGGUCUGUACAAAACUCCAUCACUGGCUUUAAAGCUAGGCCACAACCUCAAAAAAUUGGCAAAUAUAGUCGAAUGUGAAGCCAUGAUGUCACAAGAUGAGAGUGCCCUGCACAAUGUGCGUACAUUCAAACGGCUUUAUGAAGCCCGAUGGACUGAGUGUGUGUCAACACAUGCACUCAGGAAUCUAAAAGAAGCAAAGUGGAACGCACCUACGCUCCUUCCCUUCACUGAGGAUGUUAAAAGAAUGCACAAGUACAUUGAUGAACAGCGGAGUGAGUGCCAAACAAAACUGCUCAAAGCACCAAAUAAGAAAAGCUGGUCGGAUUUGGCCAACCUCACACUCGGUGAGAUUAUACUGUUUAAUCGCAGGCGAGAGGGCGAGGUAUCAAAAAUGCCUCUCAAAGCUUUCACCGUGAGAGACACCGCUUCAAUUCAUCCAGAUGUUGAAAUUGGAUUAACUGACCUAGAGAAGAAGCUCUGCAGGCACUUUAAGCGCAUAGAGAUCCAGGGAAAACAGCAAAGAAAGGUCCCUAUCCUCCUCACGCCAAAUAUGCUCUCAUCCAUGGAGGCUCUAGUUGAGAAUCGCAUACAAUGUGGAGUUCCCAAUGAAAACCACUUCCUGUUUGCAAGGCCUGAAGCACAAACACAUCUUAGAGGAUCAGAUGCCAUCCGACAACUUGCACGCAAGUGUGGGGCCAAGCAUCCAGAGGCCCUGUCAUCCACUAAAUUGAGGAAACAUGUGGCCACCAUGUCAAAAGUCCUAAACUUACAGGAUAAUGAAAUGGAUGACCUUGCCGACUUUCUUGGCCAAGACAUUAGAGUACACAGACAGUUCUACAGGCUCCCCGAGGGUACAUUACAGCUCGCAAAGAUCAGCAAAGUCCUUGUGGCCCUUGAGCAAGGACAAAUGUCAGAGUUCAGAGGCAGGAACCUUGACGAGAUCAGCAUUGACCCGAAUGAGGAAAUGGCUGGGGACAGCAAUCUAUCUGAGAACGAGGAGUGUGAAAUGACCCCGGACCAGUUGCUUUUAACAGCCGGAUCGAGGCAAAAAAGGAAGUGCACGACUGAAGUUGGAUCUGACAGUGAUUCACAGGAAACUACAGUGUGUCCCGUGAUUAAGACUGCAACAGAAAAAAGACCAGAUAACAAGAAGCCAGUGGGUGAAGACAAAUCUCCAGGUGAAUCCCAGAUCACCAAAGGUUCAUCAAAAAUGACCAGAAGGAAGUGGAGCACAGAGGAGGUCCAGGCUGUGGAGAGCAAUCUCAUGGACAACAUCAACUCUGGCAGGGUUCCUGGCAAAGCCCAGUGUGAAGCAUGUAUCAAGGCAUCUUCAGAGGCGCUUAUGGGAAGGAACUGGCAGGCAGUUAAGUUCUAUGUGAAGAAACGCAUUGACACUUUAAAGCGUCUGGAAAAAAACUAAUGGAAAUAUAAAUUGUAAUCACUGAACAUAAUUCUUUUUUGCUAUCUAGUUUUUCUACAAUCCCACAAGUAGGUACAGCUCUAGCUUCAAUUCAGUUCAUAUUUGAGCAUGUAAAUACAUUUUAUUAAGAUUGAUUGUCACAGCCAUGUCAACAGCUAUUUUGCUUUCAAAUUUAAGGUGUCUACAUCCUCGGUUAUUUCAUUGAGUGAUGUCGUUUUAUUUUUUAUCCUAAAGAACAUUGUGGUAGUGGGUCAUGGGUGGUUGGAGAAAUGGAGGUAGAGAGAGACACAGGUUGUAGAGAGAGUGACAGGUUUGUAGAGAGAGAGACAGGUUGUAGAGAGAGGCAUGUAUGCAGGGAGAGUGACAGGUUAGUAGAGAGAGUGACAGGUUUGUAGAGAGAGAGACAGGUUGUAGAGAGAGACAUGUAUGCAGGGAGAGUGACAGGUUAGUAGAGAGAGUGACAGGUUUGUAGAGAGAGAGACAGGUUGUAGAGAGAGACAUGUAUGCAGGGAGAGUGACAGGUUAGUAGAUAGAGAGACAGGUUUGUAGAGAGAGACAUGUAUGCAGGGAGAGAGAAAGACACCUGUCUUGAAGAUACUAGAUAUGUUGGAGAGAGAGAGACAGGUAUGUAGAGAGAGAGACAGGUAUGUAGGAAAUGAGACAGGUAUGUAGGAAAUGAGACAGGUAUGUAGAGAGAUAGGCAGGUAUGUAGGGAUAGAGAGAGGCAGGUA
Molecule: messenger RNA, 2632 nt
Organism: Perca flavescens (yellow perch)
Lineage: Eukaryota; Metazoa; Chordata; Actinopteri; Perciformes; Percidae
Exons: 9
Coding region: 564-1901 (445 amino acids)
Source: RefSeq, a predicted model, not a curated record